AUGAGGAGGGUGAACGUGGAAGAUCAACACUUAUUAAUGCAUGACCAGACAGUCAUUAGAAAAGGUCCCAUUUCCUUAACGAAAAAUAGCGCUCUGAGUCUCCCCUGCCAAAAAGAUGGAUUACUCGGAGUGGUCAUAAACCCCAACGAAGUGUUCUGUUCGGUUCCGGGGAGACUUUCCCUCCUCAGCUCCACAUCGAAAUACAAAGUGACAGUGGCAGAGGUGCAGAGGCGGCUCUCGCCCCCCGAGUGUCUCAAUGCCUCUUUGCUGGGAGGGGUUCUCAGAAGGGCCAAAUCUAAAAAUGGUGGCAGAUCAUUAAGGGAAAAACUGGAUAAAAUUGGCUUGAAUCUUCCUGCUGGUAGAAGGAAAGCUGCAAAUGUGACACUGUUGACAUCUUUGGUGGAAGGUGAAGCUGUACAUCUUGCUCGUGACUUUGGUUAUGUAUGUGAGACAGAAUUUCCCUCCAAAGCAGUGGCUGAGUAUUUAACAAGACCACACAUGGGCCGCAACGAAAUGGCAAACAGGAAGAAUAUGCUUCUUGCUGCAAAGCAGAUUUGUAAGGAAUUCACAGACCUCCUCACUCAGGACAGAACUCCUCUUGGAAACACAAGACCUAGUCCCAUCUUGGACCCUGGCAUCCAGGGCUGUUUGACUCAUUUUAGCCUGAUCACACAUGGCUUUGGGAGUGCUGCCAUCUGUGCUGCCAUGACAUCCGUCCAGAACUACCUAAAUGAAGCAUUAAAAAUAGCAGACAAAACAUACAUGAACGCUGGCGACCAGAGUCCUGCAGAAACCAACAAAACCAUUGAUAAAAUGGAUAAGCACAGGAAGUAA
Molecule: messenger RNA, 834 nt
Organism: Chaetura pelagica (chimney swift)
Lineage: Eukaryota; Metazoa; Chordata; Aves; Apodiformes; Apodidae
Gene: TFAP2C
Product: transcription factor AP-2 gamma (activating enhancer binding protein 2 gamma)
Exons: 6
Coding region: 1-834 (277 amino acids)
Biological process (GO): regulation of cell population proliferation; anatomical structure development; regulation of transcription by RNA polymerase II
Cellular component (GO): nucleus
Molecular function (GO): DNA-binding transcription factor activity, RNA polymerase II-specific; RNA polymerase II transcription regulatory region sequence-specific DNA binding
Source: RefSeq, a predicted model, not a curated record